AUGUCUACAGUCCCUACCCUUCAGAAAAUCGAGCAGCCAGAGACGAUCUUGAAGAAGCGUAAGCAGGACAACAAGGCUAGAGAGGAGAAGCUCGCCAAGGCUGCUGAAGCUAAGAAGGCUCAAAAGGCUAAGCGUGCAGUCAUCUUCAAGCGUGCUGAGCAAUACGUUAAGGAGUACAGAGUCAGAGAAGCUGAGGAAGUACGUCUUAAGCGUGUUGCACGUGCAAACGGUGACUUCUACGUUCCACCACAAUCAAAGGUCUACUUUGCCAUUCGUUUACGUGGUGUUUCCAACAUUGCACCAAAGCCACGUAAGAUCAUGCAGCUCUUGCGUCUCUUAAAGAUCAACUCCGGUGUCUUCAUCAAGGUCAACAAGGCUACCGAGCAAAUGCUCAAGAUGGUCGAGCCAUACGUCGCCUACGGUGAGCCAAACUUGAAGUCAAUCCGUGAGCUCGUCUACAAGCGCGGUUACGGUAAGGUAAACAAGCAACGCGUUCCUUUACAAGACAACGCUAUCAUUGAGAAGGAACUCGGCCAAUACGACAUCCUCUCAAUUGAAGAUUGCAUCCACGAAAUUGCAACUGCUGGCCCACACUUCAAGCAAGUUACUAACUUCCUCUGGCCAUUCCACCUCAGCUCUGCCAACGGUGGUUACAGACAACGCAAGCUUCUCCACUUCGUCGAGGGUGGUGAUGUCGGUAACAGAGAGAAGUUCGUCAACGACCUCAUCCGCAAGAUGAACUAA
Molecule: messenger RNA, 744 nt
Organism: Wallemia mellicola CBS 633.66
Lineage: Eukaryota; Fungi; Basidiomycota; Wallemiomycetes; Wallemiales; Wallemiaceae
Product: 60S ribosomal protein L7
Exons: 2
Coding region: 1-744 (247 amino acids)
Biological process (GO): maturation of LSU-rRNA from tricistronic rRNA transcript (SSU-rRNA, 5.8S rRNA, LSU-rRNA)
Cellular component (GO): cytosolic large ribosomal subunit
Molecular function (GO): RNA binding; structural constituent of ribosome
Source: RefSeq, a predicted model, not a curated record